Molecule: messenger RNA, 2488 nt
Organism: Nicotiana tabacum (common tobacco)
Lineage: Eukaryota; Viridiplantae; Streptophyta; Magnoliopsida; Solanales; Solanaceae
Source: RefSeq, a predicted model, not a curated record
AACACUCCCCCUGCCAAGAACAAAAACCAUCACAGAUCAAUUGGUUUGUUUGUGUGCCAGCGCUGCAUGGUAUUUCUUCCGGAAUGUUAUCUCCCUUUUAAUGCUUGGGAAGUUAAUAGCAAAUUUUUCCAUUUUGAGAAGUAUGACAUUAUUGAUCUCCCUCUGCUUGAGUGUGGUCUAACUUCAAUUCCUUCCUAGAACAGCUUCACAUCCUUUAUAGCAGUUUUACGUGAUGCCUAUUUACAUGUGCCUUCUUAACAAAGGCCAAAGGGUAGUGAUGUUACUGAGUUUGGUUCCAGGACCAACAAUUUGAUCUAGACCUCCCAGGCGAUCUGCAUCCCUUCUCUGCCUCUCGUACUUAUGCAAAACAUUUUGUAUAAACCUAUGUUCAAAAGAAGUUCAGGUAUUGUACGGGUUGUGUGUCCUAUAACAUCUCUUGUAGCAUUCUUAAUUAAGGCUUGCAUAGGACUAGCCUCAUUUAUUUUGCUUAAACACUAGUUCUUCUAGACUUUUUCAACUUUCCAAGUGAAAAUUAAAAUUUUCUGAACUAAAUCUUAUACGGUUCAAAGGGUGAUUUUGUAGUGAUAAAGUUCCAAAGAACUAGGAAUAACCAGUCGACUUGAAAAUUGAAAUGCUUCAAAGUUUUACCUAGACUUAUUGGAAAUAGACAAUGUUCCUGUUGGUGAAUCUUGAACUAUGAAAAAAAAUCCAGCCAAAAAACUUCUAUCAGGGAAUUUUUUUAAUAAUGUCGGUUAAUGUUAUAGGUUAGACUAUUUCUUGAGAGUGCCCAAAGGCUAUCACUAGAGUGGGGUGAUAUACCAGUUGUGCUUGCUGGAGAUCUUAAUAGUAUGCCCCAGAGUGCAAUGUAUCAGUUUUUGACUUCAAGUAAGUUGGACAUCCAAAUGCAUGAACGGAAGCAAAUUUCUGGCCAAAUCUAUCCAUCGCAAAAUAGAAGCUUCAAGUCAAGCUUAAUUUAUAGAUGGAGUGAUGAGGAGCUAAGGCUUGCUACCGGGACAGGAGCUAGUCACCUGAUACAUCAAUUACAGCUGAGCAGUGCCUAUGCUGGAGUUCCUGGAAGCUCUGGAACCAGGGACAACUCUGGAGAACCCUUGGUGACAUCAUAUCACUCCAAGUUUAUGGGGACUGUUGACUAUAUAUGGCACACAACAGAGUUUGUUCCAGUAAGAGUUCUUGAUACCUUACCUAUUGAUAUUUUAAGGAGAACAAGAGGGCUUCCUAGUAAGAAAUGGGGAAGUGAUCAUCUUGCUCUAGUGUGUGAAUUGGCUUUUACUGAUGGAGGCAGUGAGACUUGACCAUUCCUUCCCGUCCAACUUCUUCUUCGUAGUAGCUUGAAAUACCAUGUGGCAGGGCGACCUUGCAUGAUGUUAUACUGCACUGGUGCUUGACUUUGAAAAGCAGCUUCAUGCAUUCAUUCAGCAUAAGGAAUCUGUAACGAUAAGCUUUUCAGAUGCGGUGCAUAUAAGAUCCUGGUGCAAACAGAAGGAACAUAAGUACAAGGAGGAACAUGGGAAGUUGGAUGAAAGGAUUUGCGAGGAGUGGAGACCUCUUAACCUAGUGCACAAUCUUGUGAUUCAUCUAAUCGUGGAUUUUGAACGGAUUUUGUUUCAUAUGGCAAGGUUUAUGAAUGAGGGAAUCAGCUUUUGUUCAGUACAUAAUUGAUAGGAAAGAAAAUCAUGACUUGUGGUUCAAAGAACUUUUUAUAUGCUGUCUCUGUUCUGAUGAUCAGGAAAUACAAAUGAUUGUCCCUUAAGGUUCUGCUCUGAAUACACGUCUCGAUGUCCCUUAUGUGGUGGCGCAGGGUUGCAAGAGCAUUGAUCACCGAUCCCAUGGUCAGUAAGAUAAUGCUGCGAUAUGCAUCAGGGUCAUAAAAUAAUCUUCCAUUAAAUAACUGUAUCGUGGUGUUUUGUCCCGGUAAAUAGUUCGGCACGGGCCACGGAAUGUUGAUUUGUUGACAAUAGCAGCAGUGAAAGAAAAAAUUUCCAGAGUGUGGAUGGCUGGUGGGAGUUGUUGUUGAUAGUAUGCGCAGACCACUCAAAAUGUCGUCAAAGGACUGUCAGGUGAAACAAACUACAACUUCGUAUUUGAUGCCAGGCCAUGAGAAAAGUGUUGGUGAUCAAUUCCCUAAGAUAACGAGCAACAAGAACAGUGGGAAGCUGUUCUCUUGGGAAGUAACGGAUACUGGUUAGUCAAAGCAUUUGAGACUCCGAGUUUUCAUAUUAGUGUUAAUUAACGUGUUUCCUAUGUGAUUAUAGUGAUGACAGUGCAGCUUUGCCUGAAACAAACGGUUUUGCAUCCCGACAAAGAAUGGAUUAUUCAUUGUAACCAGUGAAUAAGUACAUGCAACCUUAAAAAGAGAGAUUUGAACGUUUAUGUUGCGUUCAAAUAUCAAGUCAACUGCCAGUUUAAAAGAGCUGGAACAUUUGAAACGUGUAAACCAACUGAAAUCUAAAAAGCUGCGAAUUUUGAA